AUGAUAAAAACCCCCGACACACCGGAACACACAGGUGCCAACGAGGAGCUUAACGUUGAUGAAAUCCAUGAAAUAGAUGAAAACGAUGUUGAAGACUUAGACUUGGGCUAUGGCAACGAGGACGAACAACAGAAUGACAGGUCUUCGCUGAAGAGGGAGGCAAGUACCGACGAUGACAUAGUCUUUGACCAAAAAGAUGAAUUUGUACCACAGGUAAACAUAAGCUCGCCCUUUUCAUCUACUGCAAAUAUCACGAGGCUUCGGGACUCACAUUCAUCAGCUCAAGGGAGGCUAAGCAUGUCACAGCAGUCUAAGUUUGUGUCUUAUUGCGACGACCGCCUGAUGGAGAUCCAACGGAAGUUCGUGCAAUCAAGGGGCCUAGCAGAAGAAAAUGGUUACAGAGAGCUAUCACCUCUAUUGCAGGAUCUCAAAUCGCUACUUGACUUUAUUUGGUACUCCAUCGAAGGGAUUCCAAACACGGAACUGCUUUUGAAGCAAAACCUAGAUGAUAUGUUGGCUAGACAAUUCGCGAAUACGAGGUCCACAAACUUCGGGCAGACUUACUACCUAAUCAGGGUCGCUGACGAUUUUCUAGACUACCUCACAAAAUUUGAUUUGACCCAUCUAAAGGUCGAAGAGCAGCAGAAGACUGUGGCAAAGGUCUUCAAGUUUCUCAUGAUACUGGACAAAGUUUUUGCAAAAUGCCUAGAGGGUCUUAUACCUGGAAAUCUCAAAAUGAACGGAACAGAAAUGGUAAGAAUAAGUGGAAUAGCAGAGCGUACGCGAAUGGUAUUACCUCAGUACCUAGAACAGCAAAAGAUCCAUGGGUACCACUAUGAAGUUAGCAAAGUUUACGAGGAGACUUUGGAACGAUGCGCUUAA
Molecule: messenger RNA, 882 nt
Organism: Lachancea thermotolerans CBS 6340
Lineage: Eukaryota; Fungi; Ascomycota; Saccharomycetes; Saccharomycetales; Saccharomycetaceae
Gene: TFB6
Product: TFIIH complex subunit TFB6
Exons: 1
Coding region: 1-882 (293 amino acids)
Cellular component (GO): transcription factor TFIIH holo complex
Source: RefSeq, a predicted model, not a curated record